This is a messenger RNA of Impatiens glandulifera, 1660 nucleotides long. Its product is annotated as cytochrome c oxidase assembly protein COX15. Lineage: Eukaryota; Viridiplantae; Streptophyta; Magnoliopsida; Ericales; Balsaminaceae. The record is from RefSeq and is a predicted model, not a curated record. Gene Ontology annotation, cellular component: mitochondrial inner membrane. The coding region runs from base 89 to 1495 and encodes 468 amino acids. Gene Ontology annotation, biological process: heme A biosynthetic process. The transcript is spliced from 7 exons. Gene Ontology annotation, molecular function: oxidoreductase activity, acting on NAD(P)H, heme protein as acceptor.
UCUCCCAAAACCUCACAUAAAUCUCCGGCACCGUUGAUCGGAGAAGAGAAAGAUUACCUCCGGCGCCGUUCAAGGGAGGAAGGUUACCAUGUUCGAGAGUAGACUUGUUUCUCUUCUGAAGAGGAGCAAAGCGCUCAACGGCAUAUAUACUGCAAGAGGAAGAACAUUCAAUAAAUUUCUGAAUGAGCUCUCUGGACCGUCGCCUGCUUUUCCGGUUCCAAAUCCGUCUAGAUCAUUCUCUUCCAUGAUUGGACCUUCUGCGAGGAACUCCAUCGUCUAUGGCCUCAGAUCCUUCCCUCAUCGUAAGUGGAUCAAUGGACAAACUUUUAUGAUGAUAUCCACAAAUGCCGCUGCUGCAAGCAUAAAGAACAAGGAAGCUUCUAAGUUUCUAGUAACUGCUGGAUCUAAAGCUCAAAAGGCAGUUGGAAUGUGGCUUUUCGUUUCUGCAACAUGGGUUUUCAGUAUGGUUGUUCUUGGCGGUAUCACUAGGCUUACACGUUCUGGUCUUUCCAUGACUGAUUGGAAGUUCACUGGCGGACUUCCUCCUAUGACAAAUGAAGAAUGGGAGAUUGAAUUUGAGAAAUAUAAGCAGUCACCUGAGUACAAGCGAGUAAACAAGGGGAUGAAUAUUGAUGAUUUCAAGUUCAUAUAUUGGAUGGAAUAUGCUCAUAGGAUGUGGGGAAGGGCUUUGGGGAUUAUGUUUGCUGUACCAUUUUCAUAUUUUCUACGAAAGGGUUAUAUAACUGUUAGACUUGGUUUAAGACUUGGUGUUUUAUUUGGUCUUGGAGCUGGACAAGGACUAAUAGGUUGGUGGAUGGUUAAAAGCGGGUUGGAGGAGCCAGAGUCUGAGUAUUCUCAACCAAGAGUAAGCCCUUAUCGCUUAGCCAUACAUCUUACUUCUGCAUUUGCGAUAUACUCUGGCCUAUUCUGGACUGCUCUUUCUGUGGUUUUGCCUGAACCGCCUGCUGAAUCGAUAACAUGGGUUCGUGGGGCGGCAAAGGUCAGGAAAUUGGCAAUUCCUGUUAGCAUUCUUGUGGGAAUUACUGCAAUCUCAGGUGCAUUUGUUGCAGGAAAUGAUGCUGGUCAUGCAUUUAACACGUUCCCAAAAAUGGGUGAUAACUGGAUUCCAGAUGAUAUAUUUAACAUGACUCCAGUUAUUCGCAAUUUCUUUGAAAAUACAUCAACUGUCCAGCUUGAUCAUCGCAUUCUUGCAACUGCGACAUUGGUUUCGAUUGCGACCCUUUGGUGGUCGACCAGAAAAGUGGACAUUCAUCCUGCUAUACGUAGUUUGAUAGGAAGCACUAUGGGCAUGGCCGCUCUUCAGGUUACUUUGGGAAUAUCAACAUUGCUUACAUAUGUGCCAGUUUCAUUAGGAACUGCUCAUCAGGCUGGAGCCCUAACGCUAUUGACACUCAUGAUCAUGUUAACUCAUACUCUAAGAAGGCCAUCUCCAGCACUUCUUAAAUCUCUGCCCUCUGUUGCCAAGGCAUUAUAAGCCGAAAACCAUCUUUUUAUUUUUCUCUAUUUGCUUUAUUUAUUAUAAAACCCUAUUUUUUUUCCCAAUAAGCAAACCAUGUUAAUGUUCAUUUAUGAACAACUGUAUGUAUGUAUGUAACCACCACUCUUAUUAGAAGUUCAUCAUAAUGUAUUUGAAAACUUC